Oenanthe melanoleuca is the source of this 1230-nucleotide messenger RNA. It is a transcript of the gene PNP, whose product is annotated as purine nucleoside phosphorylase. Gene Ontology annotation, biological process: nucleoside metabolic process. The annotation marks the transcript as partial. Lineage: Eukaryota; Metazoa; Chordata; Aves; Passeriformes; Muscicapidae. The transcript has 6 exons. Gene Ontology annotation, cellular component: cytoplasm. The record is from RefSeq and is a predicted model, not a curated record. Gene Ontology annotation, molecular function: purine-nucleoside phosphorylase activity.
AUGACAGCGCCCCGGCCGCGCCCCCUGCCGCCGAUUGGUCCGCAGGCGUCACGUGAGGCCGGCGCUCCGCCCCCGCCGCCGCCAUUGGCCCCCGCGCGUCACGUGACGCCACCGCGGCGUUGCCGGGCGACGCCGUCACCGCUCCGCGCGCUCCCAUUGGCCGGCUCGGCGCACGUGAUCCUCCUCGGCUGGCGGGGUUGCCGGGCAACGCGCGCGCCGCUUCCCGAGUGUUUCCUCGGGCUCCCAUUGGCCUUCCCCCACCACGUGACGCCCCGCCUCUUUCGGCGUUGCCAGGCAACGCUCGCUCCGCUGUUCCGGGUCCCUCCCCGCUCUCCCAUUGGCCGCCGCUGCCCUCACCGUCACGCUAUUUCAGCGCGGGGGCGGCGGCGGCGGCGCAGACGCGGCUGCGAUGGACGGAAGUUACGAGGCGUGUGCCGAGGCUGCGGCCUGGCUGCGGGCGCGGCUCCGCGAGCCCCCGCGGGUGGCGCUGUUUGUACCGGUCCAUACUGGUUUAUACCGGUCCAUACUGGUUUAUACCGGUCCAUACUGGUCCAUACUGGUUUAUACUGGUCUCCUGUCCCCAGUUACGAGGCGUGUGCCGAGGCUGCGGCCUGGCUGCGGGCGCGGCUCCGCGAGCCCCCGCGGGUGGCGCUCGUGUGCGGCUCCGGGCUGGGGGCGCUGGCCCAGGAGCUCUCGGAGCCCCAGAGCUUCGACUACGCCGACAUCCCCCACUUCCCCCGCAGCACCGUGCAGGGCCACGCCGGGCGAUUGGUCGUCGGGCGCCUCGGCUCCGCCCCCUGCGCGGUGCUGCAGGGCCGGUUCCACCUGUACGAGGGCUACAGCCCCGCCCAGGUGGUGGUGCCGGUGCGGGCGCUGGCGCUGGCCGGCGCGCACACCCUGGUGCUGACCAACGCCGCGGGGUCGCUGCGGCCGCAGCUCGGCCCCGGCCACCUGCUGGUCAUCCGCGACCACAUCGACCUGCCCGGCCUGGCCGGACGCUCGCCCCUCGUGGGGCCCAACGACGACAGGUUCGGGCCCCGGUUCCCCGCCAUGACCGACGCCUACGACCCCGCCCUGCGGCGCCUGGCGCUCGCCCUCGCCCCACGCGAGCUGCGGGCGCGCCCCGGGGUCUACGUGGGCGUGGGGGGCCCCAGCUACGAGACCCCCGCCGAGUGCCGGCUGCUGCGGCGCCUGGGCGCGGACGCCGUGGGUGAGGAGGGGCAGCGGGAG